Molecule: messenger RNA, 1746 nt
Organism: Scatophagus argus
Lineage: Eukaryota; Metazoa; Chordata; Actinopteri; Scatophagidae
Product: zinc finger protein 774
Exons: 2
Coding region: 224-1258 (344 amino acids)
Biological process (GO): regulation of transcription by RNA polymerase II
Cellular component (GO): chromosome
Molecular function (GO): chromatin insulator sequence binding
Source: RefSeq, a predicted model, not a curated record
AAACCAGCAGCUUCUAGCAGUCAAAGCAGGCAGCAGUCCGACAUGCGACCUAAAAAUCAUUUUCCGCCGUCAUUUGGCUGUUACUGUGAUGUUUAAGCGCGCCUGCGAGCUACUUCCUUUCAACACAUGCACGGUUUCUAAGCAGGGGGUGAACGCGAUGUGUCAAAGAUUGAACCCGCCUCUCCACCUCCUCCUCCUCCUCCUCCUCCUGCGGUGGUAGACAAUGCUGGAUAAAACCAGUGACAAAGGCCAACACACUGGCCGCUGCUCAGACUGUGGCUGCACUUUCAGUCGAGCACAGCCUGACUCCGACCCUGAUUCAGCCGGCAUAUCGUCCUCUCCUCAACAGCAGCAUGCGAACAAAGCAGGCACUCCAUCCAAAUGUCCAUCCUGCCAGGCGGGCAGCGUCCUCCCUAAUGGUCGGCGUCCACACAGGCGCAUCCGCCUGGACCCUCACAGCUGCAGCCUUUGCACCAAAACCUUCAUCUCCUCUGCCCACCUCACGCUUCACCUCGCCUCUCACAACAAGGAGAGGAAAUUCAGAUGCAGCACCUGUGGCAAGUACUUCCAUCAGUCGUCCCACCUGAUGGCACACAAGAUAAUCCACAGCGGAGACAGGCCCUUUAAAUGCCCAGAGUGCGGCAAGACCUUCGGCCGGGCCUCCCAUUUGAAGACCCACCGUCGGCUCCACACAGGCGAGAAGCCCUUCAAGUGCACCUACUGCGACAAGUCGUUCACGCAGAAGGCCGGCCUCCUGGCACAUGUUCGGCUACACACUGGGGAGCGCCCGUACAAGUGUGAGCGGUGUGGCGAGGGGUUUCGCUCUUUGCCUCUUCUGCUCUCUCACAAGGCUGCAGAGGCGUCUGGCCAGACCAAACCAGUGUCAGCACCAGCACUCAGUCAGGCCCAGAAGACACAAAGCAGCCCCGAGGAUCUCAAGUGUGGCGUCUGCUGCCGCACAUUUGUACGAUCGUCAUACAUCAGGCUGCACAUACGCCUCAACAAAGGACAGCGGCCUUAUCACUGCAAAGUGUGCAACAAGACCUUUGUCAAGCUGGAUACGUUCGUGAGCCACUGUGAUAAACACCUGAGCCAGAAAAGGGGUAGCGUCAAGGAGGAUAAAGACGAGGUGGUCAAGCCUCCCCUGUUUGUCCCACUGUCCAGACCUCCUUCUCCCGAGUCCUUACUCACUCAGCCUUUAUCCUCAGAGGUCAACACACGCUCCAGAGCAAAAGCGAAGAGUAAAACAGAGCCAUGAACAAGAAAAUUGCAUCCAAACCAAAUAUGGUCUUUAAUUAAGAAAUGUGUCACUGCAGUUCUGGCACAGUGCAUGAUAACAAACACAAAUGUCAAAUCCAAACUUUCAAAUCCAACAGAACAGAUGAAAGUUAUAUGUUUACAAAUUACAGAGAAAGGGAAAAAGAACAAAUUGUAGCUGAACAGCUCCCAAAAUGUUGUUUUUUUGUGGUUUAUAUAAACAUGUUAUUUAAUUUUAUUGUGAAUGAUGAAUUAUCUUUGUAGGUACUACAGUGUGGUUUUUGAGGCACAUUUUAGCUAACAAGAUGAUUGAACAUUUGUAGCUAACAUUUCAGUGGCGUUCAGUAGAGUUAAAUCUGUUUUCUAAAAUCCAAUCAAGUGUGUUGGCAUGUGUAGCACUUGUACCAAGUACAAUGUAAAUGAGGUGCCGGUUGUAAAACAAUAUGAACAUAGAACCAAAAUAAAAGCAUAAUGUGGUGGAGUGAACCA